AAAACCAUAACCAGAGGUAGGUAAUAGAUAUAACACAACACAACACAAAACAUCAUCUUCAAAUCCAAAAUGGAACCCACCAACCAAACACCACCACAAGAGAAAGAAAACCCAUUUCCUACUCCGCCAUCUGAACCUCAAUUACCACCGUCAAUAGCAUCUCUCUCCCUCUCUCUCUCAUCAAUCCUCCCUUUAUUCCAACCCAAAAUCCCAUCUUUACUAUCACCACCACAACCCAACAAACUCAAAAUCCCAACCCAAGCUUCAUCACUCACACACCUUUCACUCUCCACGAAAACUCAAUCUCCUCCUUCCAAAAACAAAUCUUCAUUCAAAUCAACCCUCUCCGCUAACCCUCUCAAAUCACCACUUUCAUUAGGCCCCCACCGUCCCGUGGACCCUUCUGCCGCCGCUGCUUUCCGCCGCACUACCAUCGUUUGGUUCCGUAACGACCUACGUGUUCACGACAACGAAUGUCUUAAUACUGCAAACAAUGAAUCAAUCUCUGUUUUACCUGUUUACUGUUUCGACCCUGCUGAUUAUGGUAAAUCAUCUUCUGGGUUUGACAAAACCGGUCCUUUCCGUGCUACUUUCCUCAUCGAAUCGGUUUCGGAUCUUCGGAAGAAUCUUAAGGCUAGAGGGUCGGAUCUUGUUGUGAGAGUUGGGAAACCAGAGACGGUUUUGGUUGAACUUGCGAAGGAAGUUGGGGCAGAGAGUGUGUUUGCUCAUAGAGAGGUUUCACAUGAUGAGGUGAAAAUGGAGGAGAAGAUUGAGAGUAAGAUGAAAGAGGAGAAUGUUGAAGUUAAGUACUUUUGGGGAAGUACUUUGUAUCAUGUUGAUGAUUUACCUUUUAAAUUGGAGGAUAUGCCUUCUAACUAUGGUGGGUUUAGGGAUAGGGUUCAGAAAUUGGAGGUAAGGAAGAGUAUUGAGGCUUUGGAUCAACUUAAGGGUCUUCCUUCUAGGGGUGAUGUUCAGCCUGGUGAUAUUCCUACUUUGAUGGACCUUGGUCUUAACCCAUCUGCCACUAUGUCACAGGAUGGCAAGCCAGGGCCUAAUGCUUCUAUGGCAGGAGGGGAGACUGAAGCACUACAGAAGCUUAAAAGAUUUGCAGCUGAGUGUGAAGCUCAACCACACAAGGGGUCUAAGGAUGGAGCACAAGAUAGUAUAUAUGGUGCCAAUUUUUCAUGCAAAAUUUCUCCAUGGUUGGCAAUGGGAUGCCUCUCCCCUCGCGCAAUGUAUGAUGAGCUGAAAAAAACCGCUAGCAGAGCUGUUUCCGCUUCAUCAAGCCGAAAUGAUGGUGGCAGUGGCUCAUCCAAAACUGGAACUAAUUGGUUGAUGUUUGAAUUGCUAUGGAGGGACUUCUUUAGGUUUAUUACCAAAAAGUACAGUUCUACAAAGAAACAGUUGGAAGCGGCUCCUGCCACGGCUUGUACAGGUGCACUUGCUUAAGCUACAAGUUCUAAUCGACGCAAGAGUUUGUUUUACUUGGCCAAAUUUGGAAAUUCUGUUGUAACUAGCAAUCACAUUAUAUCAAUAUGGAAGGAAGCUUCACAUUAUUUUUUUGGAUGUAUUCUUCUCAAAAUCUUCAUUGGAAUAUUUUCCAAAAUGGAUGGAGUUACUACAGUAGCAUGUAUAAUUUUUUUUAAUAAUAUCUUAUUUGAGUUGUGAAGAA
Cicer arietinum (chickpea) is the source of this 1672-nucleotide messenger RNA. RefSeq names its product blue-light photoreceptor PHR2. Lineage: Eukaryota; Viridiplantae; Streptophyta; Magnoliopsida; Fabales; Fabaceae. The record is from RefSeq and is a predicted model, not a curated record. Gene Ontology annotation, molecular function: FAD binding; deoxyribodipyrimidine photo-lyase activity; DNA binding. Gene Ontology annotation, biological process: photoreactive repair.